Bufo bufo (common toad) is the source of this 4620-nucleotide messenger RNA. RefSeq names its product ATP-dependent translocase ABCB1-like. Gene Ontology annotation, biological process: transmembrane transport. Gene Ontology annotation, cellular component: membrane. The transcript is spliced from 29 exons. Bases 78 to 4118 code for a protein of 1346 amino acids. The record is from RefSeq and is a predicted model, not a curated record. Gene Ontology annotation, molecular function: ABC-type transporter activity; ATP binding; ATP hydrolysis activity. Lineage: Eukaryota; Metazoa; Chordata; Amphibia; Anura; Bufonidae.
AGAGGCAGUGUUCAACAUAGAGAUCACAGGCUGUCACAUAUCAUCAUCAGGUCUGAAGUCCUUAAUUUUACAUCAAAAUGAAAGAAGAUAUGGAUUUAAAGAAAAAAGACAAAUACAUCAUCGAUGGCUUUCCUGAUAGCGCUUAUGAUAACUCUGCCUUUCAAGAAGAUGAAAAGCCAGGAAGUAAUGGGACAAUAAAGCCGGAGACAGACAAUGAGAAAAAGGGGACCAAAAUGGGUUCCGCAAAGAUGGUUGGCUUUUUUGAGCUGUUUGUCUUUGCAGACAGGUUGGAUAUAUUUUUGAUGAUUGUUGGUUUGGUGUGCGCUCUCGCCGCUGGCACUGGACUUCCUAUUAUGAUCAUAGUCUUUGGGGAGAUGACGGAUGCCUUUGUUACCAGUGGUAUUCCUAACACCACUGACAGUUCUGCAUCGAAUAGUUCUGUAUCGAACAGUUCUGUAUCGAAUAGUUCUGUAUCGAACAGUUCUGAAUGCAAUCAGAAGUUUAUCGGGACUUUGGACAUAGAAGCCGAAAUGACAAGAUAUUCAUACUAUUAUGUUGGCAUUGGUGUUGCUGUGUUCGUGUUGAGCAUUUUUCAGAUCUGGACCUUUUUCAUAGCUGCUUCAAGACAGACUCAUAGGAUUCGACAAGGGUUUUUCAAAGCUGUGCUUCAUCAGGAGAUGGCUUGGUUUGACUCAAACCAAAUUGGGACACUGAACAGCAGACUAACAGAGGAUAUUAAUACCAUUCAUGAAGGACUUGGGGACAAAAUUUGUAUAUUUGUCCAGUUUUUUUCCACAUUUAUAUCCGGAAUAGUCAUUGGAUUUGUGAAUGGCUGGAAGCUGACAUUAGUUAUCCUGUCAGUGAGUCCAGUUCUUGCGAUAUCUGCAGGUAUCUGGUCUAUGCUACUUGCUACAUUCACAACAAAAGAAUUGUCUGCUUAUGCAAAAGCGGGUGCUGUAGCAGAGGAGAUCCUUACAGCUAUACGGACAGUAGUGGCAUUCAAUGGGCAAGAAAAGGCCCUUAAACAGUAUAAUACAAACUUAAUAGACGCUAAAAAAGUUGGCAUAAAAAAGUCAAUUACAACUAAUGUGUCCAUGGGAAUCUCUCAGUUUAUCAUCUUUGCAGCGUAUGCUUUAGGUUUCUGGUAUGGAACCAAACUCGUAGUGGAUGAACAUGACACAUACAGCAUUGGCAAAGUGUUAAUUGUGUUUUUCUCAGUACUCAUUGGUACAUUUUCCCUUGGCCAAGCAGCUCCUAACCUAGAGAGCAUUUCUAAUGCACGUGGAGCUGCCUAUGAAGUAUAUAAAGUCAUCAGAAAGCUUCGGCCAAUUGACAGUAGUUCGAACGUAGGGCACAAACCAGAGAAACUUACAGGGCACAUUGAGUUUAAGAAUAUUCACUUCUCUUAUCCAAGUAGACCAGAUAUACAAAUUUUAAAGGGUCUCAGUCUUAAAAUUGAUGCUGGAAAGACGAUUGCCCUUGUGGGGUCCAGUGGCUGUGGGAAAAGUACCACAAUUCAACUGCUACAGCGAUUCUAUGAUCCUCUUAUGGGGGAGGUUACGGUCGAUGGACAUGAUGUGCGUACGCUCAAUGUAAAGUGGCUAAGGGAAAAUAUUGGAGUUGUCAGCCAAGAGCCAGUUUUGUUUGGAACAACAAUCAGGGAAAAUAUUCGCUAUGGAAGACAGGAUGUUACUGAAGAUGAAAUCAUUCAAGCAACCAAAGAGGCCAAUGCCUUUGAUUUCAUAUCUAAGCUCCCAGAUGGUUUAGACACAAUGGUAGGUGAAAGAGGAGCUCAGCUCAGUGGAGGACAAAAGCAGAGAAUAGCUAUUGCUCGGGCCCUAGUCCGUAACCCCAAAAUCCUUCUGCUUGAUGAAGCAACAUCCGCUUUGGACACUCAGAGUGAAAGUAUUGUGCAGAACGCUUUGGAUAAGGCUAGAGCUGGUCGAACCACAAUUGUGAUUGCUCACCGACUGUCUACUGUCCGUACAGCUGAUGUCAUCGCUGGAUUUCACAAUGGUGUUGUGGUGGAACAGGGGUCACAUGAUUAUCUAAUGGAGAAGAAGGGGGUGUACUACUCUCUUGUAAUGUUGCAGAGUUAUGAAAACACUGAAGAGAAAGAAGAUAGUGAUUAUGAGGAAGAAACAGAAGAAGAGGAGGAUGAAGGAGAAAUGUUUGAAUAUGACACUGUAAAUGACAAUUACGCAGAGAUUGCUGAUGACUUGCAAAAUCCUAACGCCUUGGGUAUCAGGCAUAGAAAUAGCCUGCAGAGGCUUUCCAGCAAGAGAAAGAGCAGAUCAUCGAAAAGGAAAUCUCAAUCAAAGAAAUCUGCCGGCGACGCAAAGGAGGUUGCGGAAGAAGCUCUUCCCACUUUCUCUCUUAAAAAAGUACUUGCACUCAACAAACCAGAAUCGCUCUAUAUUAUCUUCGGUGUCAUUGCUGCAGCCGUUAACGGUGGCAUAUACCCAACAUUUGCUGUCAUUUUCGGAAAAGUUAUCGGAGCUUUCAGUAUUCAAGAUCCUGAACAACUACGACAAAGGACAAUUCUGCUUUCGUUAAUGUUUCUUGCACUUGGAGUGAUAAGCUUGAUAGUUUACAUCAUCCAGGGUUUUACAUUUGGAAUAUCUGGAGAAAAUUUAACAAUGAGAUUAAGAUCAUUAUCCUUUAAAGCACUGCUCCGACAGGAAAUGGGGUUCUUUGAUGAUCAUGCAAAUGCCGUUGGAGUUUUGCUUACCAGACUUGCAACAGAUGCAUCUCAAGUGAAAGGAGCCACUGGUAGUCGAAUUGGACUGAUAGUCAUGACUGUGUGCACUCUACUAGCAGCCAUCAUAAUUGCAUUUGUGCACGGCUGGCAGCUAACGCUGCUUAUUUUGGCUUGUAUUCCCUUUUUGGUUGGUGCAAAUUUUAUUAGAAUGAGAGCAAUGACUGGCCAUGCAUCAAAUGAUCAAAAAGCUUUAGAAGAAGCUGGAAGGAUAUCCACUGAGGCCGUUGAAAAUAUAAGAACAGUUGUUUCCCUGACAAAAGAAGAGACAUUUUAUGAAAAAUACUGUCUAAGUUUAAGCGUUCCUUACAAGGACUCCUUGGCGAAAGCUCCUAUCUAUGGAUUUACUUAUGCACUUUCCCAGUCAAUAAACUUCUUUGUGAAUGCAGCUGUAUUUCGCUUUGGAGCCUGGCUGAUUGCACACUGCUACACAGAAUUUGAAAAUGUGUUUAUUGUAUUCUCUGCCAUUGUUUUUGCCGCUAUGAAUGUUGGGCAGUCCACAUCUUUAGCUCCGGACUUUGGGAAAGCCAGGGUAUCAGCCCAGCGCAUAAUGAGGCUCCUGGAAAGAAAACCAGCAAUUGAUAGUUAUAGCGAAGAGGGGGAAAAACCGAAUGACUUUGAAGGACACAUUGAGCUCCAAGAGAUAAAAUUUGUGUACCCAACAAGACCAAAUGUCCAAGUACUUCAGGGGCUCAGUGUAAAAGUUUCCAAAGGACAAACACUUGCCCUGGUUGGCAGCAGUGGGUGUGGAAAAAGUACCUCCAUUCAGUUACUGGAGAGGUUUUAUGAUCCGGUGGAAGGCACAGUGUUUGCUGAUGGAAAAGACACAAAGAAGCUAAACCUGAAAUGGCUACGGUCCCAGAUGGGAAUUGUAUCUCAGGAGCCCAUGUUGUUUGACUGCAGCAUAGAAGAAAACAUUCAGUAUGGAGUUCUUAGCAGAGAAGUGACUCAUGAAGAAGUCGUUGAAGCUGCAAAAGCCGCAAAUAUUCACACAUUCAUAGAAAACCUGCCUGAUCAAUACAACACACGAGUGGGAGAUAAAGGCGCCCAGCUUUCAGGAGGGCAGAAGCAGAGAAUUGCCAUUGCUCGGGCAUUAAUUCGAAAGCCAAAAGUUCUGCUCCUGGAUGAAGCAACAUCUGCACUUGACACAGAAAGCGAAAAGAUUGUCCAAAAGGCAUUGGAUGACGCGAGACAAGGAAGAACAUGUUUAGUGAUUGCUCACAGGCUGACCACAGUACAAAAUGCUGACAUCAUAGCAGUAAUUCAGAACGGACGGGUCAUUGAACAAGGAACUCAUCCUCAGCUGCUGGCAAAACAAGGCGCCUAUUAUGCUCUAGUCAAUUCCCAAGUCACUAACUGAUUUAGGGUUAUUUAUAUGAAAUAAUUUAGAUUUGGUUCUAAAAUGAUAAUCCUACACAAAAUGUGGCCUCCAUAGUUAAGGAGUAAGAAAUUAGUGCCUGGAGUUUAGCUAUGGCUGGCAUAUUGGCAGGACUGGACUCCCUACAUAACGAUACCACGUGCUUUUAAUGCACUGAUAUACAGUAUAUCGUAUCGACUGUAUCAGCCAGUGGUUGGGGAACAGUUUUUUACUUUUUGGUAAAAUAAUCCAUAUAUUGUUUGUGAACAUUCUCACUUAUUUUUAUUUUUUUUUAAAGUCAACCUUGAAGAAGGAAUAAGGCAUAGCAUUUUGAAAAAAUGUUAUUUCUUUUAUAUUUAAUAUAUUUAUAGCAAAUAAAAAAGGAAAGACAAAAAAAAAAAUGCAAUCUAUAAAUGUUUUUUAGCGCUACCUUUUUAAUGAGUGCAUCUAUAGGCUCCUUUCACACUUGUGGCAGAGUGAUCCGGCAAGCAGUUCCGUCGCUGGA